AUGAAGCAAAAUCUUGCGACCGUGCCCGCCAUGCGGAUUCACUUCUUCGCGUUUCUGGCUGUCUUUGGGUUGCAUCCUGGGGUGCAAGCUUUCAAGGUGUCAGAGACGCCCCCGCCCGUCAACAUCUCGGCAUCCAGCAGUUCCAAAGUCGUGAAGAAGGUGGAGGAGCUGAUGGAGAAGAACUUGCUGCACGAUGCCGGCGAGGUAAAUGAAAUACCCGAGCCAGACACGCCCAAACAGGACAAGGACAGCGCCAAUGGCGACCUCGCCCGCAAUCUCGAGUUCCUUUUGAUGAAGGUGGCACAGCUUGAGACCGUGGUGGAGUUGCAGCAGGCCGAGUUCGCUGCGCAACAGGAGGAGAUCGAAUCUCUCAAGAAGCAUGUGGGCUUGGAUGCGCAACAUGUGGCGAUGGCACGGAAGCGUGCUCGAGAUCCAUAUGUUGCAAAAGACCAUUUGGAGCGGAUCUUGGGCAAACACCAUCGCCAGCGGGAGACCAGAGAGUACCACCCAGAGCCCCAUGAG
This is a messenger RNA of Symbiodinium pilosum, 522 nucleotides long. The record is from the annotation of a GenBank genome assembly. Lineage: Eukaryota; Dinophyceae; Suessiales; Symbiodiniaceae.